CACUUCAGAUGAGGGAACAUGUUGGCCAUGGACCAAGGAGUGGUGGAGGAAUGGCUGUCAGAAUUUAAGACGCUUCCUGACAGCGCUAUCGCCACAUAUGCUGCCUCACUAAAAGACAAAGGUGCUCUGGUACCUGCACUCUACAAGGUCAUCCGAGAAAACUACAGCGAUCUGCUGGAGCCAGUGUGCCACCAGUUAUUUGAGUUUUACCGGAGCGGUGUGCCGCAGCUGCAGCGUUUCACGCUACAGUUCCUGCCAGAGCUCUUGUGGAGUCUCCUGUCCGUUAGUGCUGCCAGAGACGCCCACACUUCCGGCUGCAUUGAAGCACUGCUGCUGGGCAUUUACAACCUGGAAAUAGUUGAUAAAGAUGGACAAAGUAAAGUGUUAUCUUUCACCGUUCCUUCCUUAUCCAAACCCUCGAUAUACCACGAGCCUUCAGCCAUUGGGUCUAUAGCUCUUACAGAAGGUGCUUUAGCCAAUCACGGUCUGAGCAGGGUUGUGUACAGCGGGCCACACCUCCAGAGAGAAACGUUUACUGCACAGAAUAGAUUUGAGGUGCUGACCUUCCUGCUGCUAUGCUACAACGCUGCUCUCAGCUACAUGACCUCCACCUCCCUGCAGUCCCUCUGCCAGCUUAGCUCCAGAGUGUGUAUAUGCGGUUACCCACGGCAACAGAUGCGUCGCUAUAAAGGCAUCAGCACACGCCUGACGGUUACGUCUGAGUUCUUGGUUCAGCUCAUUACGGGGAUCCACUACGCGCUGUGUAAUGGUGAAGUUGAACUGGGCUCCAAAGCACUGGAAGACGUUUUGUAUCGAGCUCAGCUAGAAUUGUUCCCUGAAGCUUUAUUGGCGGGUAAUGCCAUCAAGUCGUCACUACACGGUGCAGCACUUAAGAGCAACAAUAAGGAGGGUGGACGGAGCAUCCAAGUGGAGAUCACUCCCACCGCCUCCAGAAUCUCCCGCAACGCUGUCACUUCUCUCUCUAUACGGGGUCACCGCUGGAAGAGGCACGACGCAGUGGAUCUGGGUUCCCCGGACGAGCUGAUGGAUAUUUCAGAGGUGGAUGAAGGAGUUUGGCCAGCUGGGAUGGGGCCAGAUAUGACCCCUCCCACCAUCACUAUCAGCAACAGCACCACAACAUUGAACCUGGGAGCCAAGGCCCUGAAGAAGUGUCGGCUCGGCGGGCGCAACAGCAAGGACAAGGAAGCGGGGCCUCUAGUAACAGGCCGGGCUGCGAGCGAGAACACAGAGCUGUCCGUCAAGCGACUUACACUCACUUCCAGCCAGUCGGUGCCCAAAGGGGGUGCUCUCACCAGCCUGACGCGCACCGCCAGCGCCGUCUUCUCUCGUUCUUUUGAGCACGUGGCCAGCAGCAACCCUCCUCCUGCCAGCAACCACACAGCCUCUGAGGCAGGUAGCUACUCCUGCAGCCUGCAGGAGGAGGGGCUGGGGUACCUAAGUCCUGCCUCAAACCACACCCAGCGUUCCCCCAGCAUUAGCCUGCUUCUUGGCUCUGACCUUUGAACUCUUUGUAACUGUAUGAACCCUCAUCUCUGAGCCUGUGAUCUUGUGACCCUGUACCUGUGACCUGAAACUCCAAGCCAUGCCAACUGCCGUUGACCACAAACACGUGAAGAACUCUUCCGCUUGUAUUCUCCGUCACUCCGUUUAUGAUUUUCAGUGCUGUAAACCGGCUUGCUGCGAACGUCGGAGCACCUGAGCUCCAUCG
Molecule: messenger RNA, 1729 nt
Organism: Nematolebias whitei (Rio pearlfish)
Lineage: Eukaryota; Metazoa; Chordata; Actinopteri; Cyprinodontiformes; Rivulidae
Gene: hycc1
Product: family with sequence similarity 126 member A
Exons: 10
Coding region: 19-1524 (501 amino acids)
Biological process (GO): protein localization to plasma membrane; phosphatidylinositol phosphate biosynthetic process
Cellular component (GO): plasma membrane
Source: RefSeq, a predicted model, not a curated record